Cutaneotrichosporon oleaginosum is the source of this 610-nucleotide messenger RNA. RefSeq lists its product as uncharacterized. The record is from RefSeq and is a predicted model, not a curated record. NCBI's taxonomy places the organism in Eukaryota, Fungi, Basidiomycota, Tremellomycetes, Trichosporonales, Trichosporonaceae.
UGAGAUCGUCGGCAUGUCAGGUGCCAGUCACCAGUCCCAUUCUCGCCCCAAGUGGAAUGGACUAUUAGUGGUCAUCUGUCUCGGGAAUGCUGGCAUGCGGUGAUCAACGCCUCAUCGUCAGUUCGUCAGCGUGGUCAGGAAUGUUCGUUUGGGUAAGAUCGCGUGGGAGCGGAGUGAGAGUACCUGGAGGCCUGGAGGCCAAGCGAGCCAACGAGGUGCAGGGCGCUGGCAAUGAGUGAUCGUGUGAGGCGUCGUCAUUGGGUAACGAGCACCGAGGGCCGGGAGGACGAGGCAAAGAGCGGCAAGAGCCGAGCCAAACGUGUUGCUCUCGCUCUCUCAAGCCAUGCAGAGCUCACCAUGCUGACCAUCUCCCUCCCUCACCCCACGUGCCUACCCGCGGGGCCUCUCUCCCCGCCGGCCUGCCCAUACCGCCCACCGGCCCAAGCCCACCCACGGAAAGUAGCCGCAUCCGCAGCAUGCCAGCAUGAUCACAGGACAGAGCCGCGGGCCAGGAGAGGGCCGAGAGUCGAGAUCAUGUGGGGACCAUGAGGGAGGAAGAUGAUGAAAUCUGCUAAGCGAGGCGCAGAGAUGAGGAGGAGGAUGAAAGGAA